Molecule: messenger RNA, 2040 nt
Organism: Huiozyma naganishii CBS 8797
Lineage: Eukaryota; Fungi; Ascomycota; Saccharomycetes; Saccharomycetales; Saccharomycetaceae
Gene: GTB1
Product: Gtb1p
Exons: 1
Coding region: 1-2040 (679 amino acids)
Biological process (GO): N-glycan processing
Cellular component (GO): glucosidase II complex
Source: RefSeq, a predicted model, not a curated record
AUGAAGACUUGUUUAGUCGGGGUACUCUCCCUUUCUAUUGUUUUUUUUUCAAGGCCGAGUCAUGGAUUGAAAUUACUCGGACUAUCCCCAAAGCAGGAAGAAUUGUACAAUAACGCGCUCUCACCAGAUGGGAAGUGGACUUGCCUUUCAGAUCCUUCCAUCCAAUUGAACAUCACACAGCUCAAUGACGGCAUUUGUGACUGUCCUGAUGGGUCAGAUGAGCCAGGUACAGCAGCUUGCAACACAGAAGAUUCGCCCCUAGAGACGAGACUGUUCUAUUGUGCUAAUGAAGGGUUUAUCCCUAGGUAUAUUAGUGCUAGCUCCGUUAACGAUGGGGUUUGUGACUGCUGUGACUGUUCCGAUGAAAACAUCGAUAUUAAGGUGAAUACAGCCCCCUGCAAAGAAUUGCAGACGUUGUUUGACAGCAUUGCUCAGGAUGAACUGAAGACAUUUGAAGCCGGUAAGAACAGGCUACUCGAUAUGUAUCGUGAGGCCAAAAUUGGCGUAAAUGAAACCGUUGGAGUGGCGGAACAGGAUGCUGAGAUGAGAAGGUUGGAAGCACAGAUAAAAGCAAAGGAGGAAGAGUUACAGAGUAAUGAAAAACUACUGAACACGGAGAGAAACCACUAUUUCGAGAAAUUGAAAAGUGAUGACCCUGAUCUUUUCAAGUUUGAGCAAGUGAACAUGGGUUACAUUGCAAGUAACAUAAAUUCAACCUAUCAUCGACUGGAAGAGAUCAGUAGAUGCUAUACUGACCUGAUCACGAUAUUGACCGACUUAUCUGAAAGUUAUACAAGAACACUGAACGAUAAAGUUGUCAACAAUAACAUCCGUAGCUUCAAGCAAAGGUUGAGAAAACCAGACAUGGAGAAAGUUGGUAUCGAUGGUGACACUGACUCUGAACAACGUGAACAAUUAUUGGAGUACUUUUUGAAAGAGUUGCCACAAGUAUUCUGGGAGGGCAAAUCGAGCCACCCUUCGGACUACGUUAUUAACAAAGCCAAAUUUGCCAAAGUUUUGAUUGAGGGUAAAGUCAUUUACACAGAAACCAUAUUCGAUCUGAUACGUGAUUUCAAAGCAAUGAUGGAUGAUAUCUCACUGCACUACAACGUGAACUUUCAAGAUUCUGGUGUAAAAUUUGCAGUGAGUGCUUAUAACGAUUACCUAUCGAAAUAUCAAGAUGUGUUGGAAACUGGAUCUUUCACUUUAAACGAGGAUUUUGCCUCCGAAAUGAAUAAGCUGUAUGCACUAGUAAAAGAAUUAACUCCAAGGAUCUUAGUUGACUCAAAGAAAGAUGGCCCACUUGAUGAUGGUAAUAAGUUGAUGGGGUUCAUCCCCAAUAUCAAGCAGAAGUUAUCAUCCAGUGGAACCAAACAAUUACAAUCGAUGAAAAAUCAAAUUCACGUUCGUAAGGAUAUUAUUGUUUCUAUCAAGUCCGAGAUAGAAACCAUGGAAAAGGAGCUGCUGUUGUUGCAACAGUUCAGCAAUAAGGAAGGUGUUGGUGCUGAAGAUGACCAAGAGACUAUCAAGGAAUUGAGACACAUCACUGAGCUGAUCGAGAAAUCAGACGAUGCUAGCACCUGCGUAAUUGGUAACAUGGACGGGUACGAGUACGAAGUAUGUUUCAACCCGGCAAAACCAGGGAAUAUAGUACAGAAAGAUCUGAAGCAACAAUACUCGCAGAGUGUCUCCAUUGGGACUUUUGAAAGCCUCUUCCUCGAAAAGAGUCUCCUAACUGAGAAAUACGUAGACAACAUCAGGAUGAAGUACCCUGAUACGGACAUCAUUACCCAUCUGGCCAAUGCCUCUACCACAAUUGGUCACAGCAAUUACCUUUUGGGUAAGCUAGAGAAUAUAAACAACGGUCUAGUGUUUCAGUACCGCAACGGUGACAAAUGUUGGAACGGUCCACGCAGGUCUGCUAAAGUAUUUGUAAAGUGUGCCCCGGAGUUUGCUAUCCUUGACGUCUACGAACUGACAAAAUGCAACUACGUAUUUGACGUGCAGGGGCCUUGGGGUUGUAACACCGGAUACUUCUGA